AUGGCCCUCACCUCCCGAGUGGGGAAUAAUGAGGCGCACCUCGAGGAGUCACGUGAUCCAGAGGACCAGCUGCCCCCCGGUUUCCCCAACAUCGACAUGGGCCCCCAGCUGAAGGUGGUGGAGCGGACACGGACAGCUACUAUGCUCUGUGCUGCCAGUGGUAACCCCGACCCCGAGAUCACCUGGUUCAAGGACUUCUUGCCUGUGGACCCCAGUGCCAGCAACGGGCGCAUAAAGCAGCUGCGGUCAGAAACCUUUGAAAGCACUCCGAUCCGAGGGGCCCUGCAGAUCGAGAGCAGUGAGGAGACGGACCAAGGCAAAUAUGAGUGCGUGGCUACCAACAGCGCCGGUGUGCGCUAUUCCUCACCCGCCAACCUCUACGUGCGAGAGCUUCGAGAAGUAGAACCGUCAGCCCCCCCUCAAGACGUUAAAUGUGUCAGCACGCGCUCCACGGCCAUUUUGGUAAGUUGGCGCCCACCGCCGCCGGAAACGCACAACGGGGCCCUGGUGAGCUAUAGCGUCCGCUACCGACCGCUGGGCUCGGAGGAUCCGCAACCCAAGGAGGUGAACGGCAUCCCCCCGACCACCACUCAGAUCCUGCUGGAGGCGCUGGACAAGUGGACCGAGUACCGCAUCACGACUGUCGCUCACACAGAGGUGGGACCAGGGCCCGAGAGCUCGCCCGUGGUCAUCCGCACCGACGAGGACGUGCCCAGCGCGCCGCCGCGGAAGGUGGAGGCGGAGGCGCUCAACGCCACGGCCAUCCGCGUGCUGUGGCGCUCACCCGCGCCCGGCCGGCAACACGGCCAGAUCCGCGGCUACCAGGUCCACUACGUACGCAUGGAGGGCGCCGAGGCCCGCGGGCCACCGCGCAUCAAGGACAUCAUGCUGGCCGAUGCCCAGUGGGAGACGGACGACACAGCCGAAUAUGAGAUGGUCAUCACAAACCUGCAGCCUGAGACCGCCUACUCCAUCACGGUAGCCGCCUACACCAUGAAAGGUGAUGGUGCUCGCAGCAAACCCAAGGUGGUCGUGACCAAGGGAGCAGUGCUGGGCCGCCCCACCCUGUCGGUGCAGCAGACCCCCGAGGGCAGCCUGCUGGCACGCUGGGAGCCCCCAGCCAGCACCACCGAGGACCAGGUGCUGGGCUACCGCCUGCAGUUCGGCCGUGAGGACUCGCCCCUGGCCACACUGGAGUUCCCACCUACCGAGGACCACUAUACAGCGCUGGGUGUGCAUAAAGGGGCCACGUACGUGUUUCGGCUGGCGGCCCGGAGCCGAGGAGGCCUGGGCGAGGAGGCGGCCGAGGUCCUGAGCAUCCCCGAGGACACUCCCCGUGGCCACCCGCAGAUCCUCGAGGCAGCUGGAAAUGCCUCAGCUGGCACCGUCCUGCUCCGCUGGCUGCCGCCCGUGCCCGCCGAGCGCAACGGGGCCAUUGUCAAGUACACGGUGGCUGUGCGGGAGGCCGGAGCCUUGGGCCCCGCCCGAGAGACCGAGCUGCCGGCGGCGGCCGAGGCGGGCGCCGAGAAUGUGCUCACGCUGCAGGGCCUCAAGCCCGACACGGCGUAUGACCUCCAAGUGCGGGCCCACACGCGCCAGGGCCCCGGCCCCUACAGCCCCCCCGUCCGCUACCGGACAUUCCUGCGGGACCAAGUCUCACCCAAGAACUUCAAGGUGAAGAUGAUCAUGAAGACAUCAGUCCUGCUCAGCUGGGAGUUUCCUGACAACUACAACUCACCCACACCCUACAAGAUCCAGUACAACGGGCUCACACUGGACGUGGACGGCCGUACCACCAAAAAGCUCAUCACGCACCUCAAGCCCAACACCUUCUACAACUUCGUGUUGACCAACCGAGGCAGCAGCCUGGGUGGCCUUCAGCAGACCGUUACUGCCUGGACCGCCUUCAACCUGCUCAGUGCCAAGCCCAGCGUGGCCCCCAAGCCUGACUCCGACGGCUUCAUCAUGGUGUAUCUGCCUGACGGCCAGAGCCCUGUGCCUGUCCAGAACUACUUCAUUGUGAUGGUGCCACUGCGCAAGUCUCGUGGUGGCCAGUUCCUGACCCCUCUGGGCAGCCCGGAAGACAUGGAUCUGGAGGAGCUCAUCCAGGAUAUCUCACGGCUGCAGAGGCGCAGCCUGAGGCACUCUCGCCAGCUGGAGGCGCCCCGCCCCUACAUUGCGGCUCGCUUCUCAAUGUUGCCGUCCACCUUCCACCCCGGUGACCAGAAGCAGUACGGUGGCUUUGACAACAGGGGCUUGGAGCCUGGCCACCGAUAUGUCCUCUUUGUGCUUGCAGUGCUGCAGAAGAGCGAGCCUACAUUUGCAGCCAGCCCCUUCUCAGAUCCCUUCCAGCUGGAUAACCCAGACCCGCAGCCCAUCGUGGAUGGCGAGGAGGGGCUCAUCUGGGUGAUCGGGCCUGUGCUGGCUGUGGUCUUCAUUAUCUGCAUCGUUAUCGCCAUCUUGCUCUACAAGAACAAACCCGACAGUAAACGCAAGGACUCAGAGCCCCGCACCAAAUGCCUCCUGAACAACGCUGACCUCGCCCCCCACCACCCCAAGGACCCUGUAGAAAUGAGACGCAUUAACUUCCAGACGCCAGAUUCGGGCCUCAGCAGCCCCCUCAGAGAGCCGGGGUUUCACUUUGAAAGCAUGCUCAGCCACCCCCCGAUCCCCAUCGCAGACAUGGCGGAGCACACGGACCGCCUCAAGGCCAAUGACAGCCUCAAGCUCUCCCAGGAGUACGAGUCCAUUGAUCCGGGCCAGCAGUUCACGUGGGAACAUUCCAACCUGGAAGUGAACAAACCCAAGAACCGCUAUGCCAACGUCAUCGCGUACGACCACUCGCGCGUCAUCCUCCAGCCCAUUGAAGGCAUCGUGGGCAGCGAUUACAUCAACGCCAACUACGUGGACGGCUACCGGCGGCAGAAUGCAUACAUCGCCACGCAGGGGCCGCUGCCAGAGACCUUCGGCGACUUCUGGCGUAUGGUGUGGGAACAGCGUUCGGCUACCAUCGUCAUGAUGACGCGGCUAGAGGAGAAAUCACGGAUCAAGUGUGAUCAGUACUGGCCCAACAGGGGCACGGAGACAUAUGGCUUCAUCCAGGUCACGCUGCUGGACACCAUCGAGCUGGCCACGUUCUGUGUCCGGACGUUCUCUUUGCACAAGAAUGGCUCCAGUGAGAAACGUGAGGUCCGCCAGUUCCAGUUCACGGCGUGGCCGGACCACGGGGUGCCCGAGUACCCGACGCCAUUCCUGGCUUUCCUGCGGAGAGUGAAAACCUGUAACCCGCCGGACGCGGGCCCCGUGGUCGUGCACUGCAGUGCCGGCGUGGGCCGCACCGGCUGCUUCAUCGUCAUCGAUGCCAUGCUGGAGCGGAUCAAGCCGGAGAAGACGGUGGACGUGUACGGCCACGUGACGCUCAUGCGCUCGCAGCGCAACUACAUGGUGCAGACCGAGGACCAGUACAGCUUCAUCCACGAGGCGCUGCUGGAGGCCGUGGGCUGCGGCACCACGGAGGUGCCCGCCCGCAGUCUCUACGCCUACAUCCAGAAGCUGGCGCAGGUGGAGCCCGGCGAGCAUGUCACCGGCAUGGAGCUCGAGUUCAAGCGGCUGGCCAACUCCAAAGCCCACACGUCCCGCUUCAUCAGUGCCAAUCUGCCUUGUAACAAGUUCAAGAACCGCCUGGUAAACAUCAUGCCCUACGAGAGCACGCGGGUCUGCCUGCAGCCCAUCCGUGGGGUGGAGGGCUCCGACUAUAUCAACGCCAGCUUCAUCGAUGGCUACAGGCAGCAGAAGGCCUACAUUGCGACGCAGGGGCCACUGGCGGAAACCACAGAGGACUUCUGGCGCAUGCUGUGGGAGAACAACUCCACCAUCGUAGUGAUGCUGACCAAGCUGAGGGAGAUGGGCCGGGAAAAAUGUCACCAGUACUGGCCAGCUGAGCGCUCCGCCCGCUACCAGUACUUUGUGGUGGAUCCGAUGGCGGAAUACAACAUGCCUCAGUAUAUCCUGCGGGAGUUCAAGGUCACGGACGCCCGGGAUGGCCAGUCCCGGACGGUCCGGCAGUUCCAGUUCACGGACUGGCCGGAACAGGGCGUGCCAAAGUCAGGGGAGGGCUUCAUUGACUUCAUCGGCCAAGUGCACAAGACCAAGGAACAGUUUGGCCAGGACGGCCCCAUCUCCGUCCACUGCAGUGCCGGCGUGGGCAGGACGGGCGUCUUCAUCACGCUCAGCAUCGUGCUGGAGCGCAUGCGGUACGAGGGCGUGGUGGACAUCUUCCAGACCGUGAAGAUGCUGCGGACCCAGAGGCCGGCCAUGGUGCAGACGGAGGACGAGUACCAGUUCUGUUACCAGGCAGGGCUCGAGUACCUCGGGAGCUUUGACCACUAUGCAACCUAAAGCCAUGGUCGCCGCCGGCCAGACUCCACCGGCCCCGGAUGCCUCUGCCCCUGCCGGGUGGGCCCCCGGAGACCUGGACCCCCGGCCAGGGCGGGAGGAGGGAGCGGCCACAUGUCUGCACGGCCUCCAGGAGCAAUGCGGCCCCCCGAGCCCCCCGUGCAGGGCCCAGCAGCCUCCUUGGCACCGGCCGCCGCCUUCCGAAACUUGGCACAUUCCUCAUUUCCUUCCAAUUCCAAACGAGAGAUUCCUGGGGGGGGGGGGCAGUGAGCAAACAGGGCUUCUCCCCGGAACCAGAGGAGGGCAGGGCCGUGCGCUUGAGCCCCAGUCCUCCCCGCCUCCCCCCGGGGGGGCCCUCCUGGUCUGCAGCUUGCGGGACACCGCCGGGCCGGGGGUGCAAAAUUCAGCUUUCUUUUCAGACUCUGUGUAACUGUAUCCAGUGACAUUUCUUUUUUUAAAUAGUGUAUUUUUUUUCAUUUUUUUUUUAAAGAAGAAACAAACCGAAAAAGGAAAAAAAAAAAAAAAAGACUCGCCAGUCAACAAAUUUAAAAAGAACUUUGCUUAUUCCUGUUCCGUUCACAGACAAGUCUAUUUUUUCACCGCAGAGAACGCUCUCGCGAGGCGGUUGCGUUGGCAGGUGCGCGGGCCCGCGACCCGCCCCGGGCGGCCUGGCUUCCUCCCGCCGCCGUCCUCGGAAGGUGUGCCUCGCUCAAGAACCGGAGGCCCUUGUGCUCCUGGCUUCUUCCCUUUUUUUUUGCAUUUUUCUUUUUUUUUUUUUUUUCCUUUUUUAAUUCUGAAACAUAUCAAGGACCGGUCUGAGGGUGGGGCGGUGGGGGUGGGGGGACAGGGGGCUCCGGCCCACCAGCGUCAGGUUCAAAAACCCACUGGUGUGGGUGCUACCGCCGAGGAGAGGGCAGUGACCCCCACCCCGAACCCCGCCGCCUGAACUCCCCCCAAUCUCCCGCCCCCGAGGAGGAGGACUGAACAAAACAGGGGGUCCCGCUUCUUCCGGGAGAGAGAGGCCAUGUUCUGCUCGGAUCAGGGACCCUUUCCCCCUGGGAGUAUGGGACAGUUUUGGGGCAGAAGCAGAAGGAUGGGAUUCCCCCCCCACCCCUGAGCAAGUGAGUUUUUCUCUUUGUACAAGAACAGAUCUGCCGUUUGCUUUCAACACUGUUCAUUCAAACGGAAGCAGCUGGGUGGUUUUCCCACCUCUGCGUAUGUAGAUAUAUCGACUUUGUAUUAAAGGAAGAUCGUCUGACCCCG
Molecule: messenger RNA, 5658 nt
Organism: Leptonychotes weddellii (Weddell seal)
Lineage: Eukaryota; Metazoa; Chordata; Mammalia; Carnivora; Phocidae
Source: RefSeq, a predicted model, not a curated record